UUCACUUCUGCAUAGUUCCUUGCUCUUCUCCGUAGUUCUCAAAACACCCAAAUCUUGCCUCUAUAUGUUGACAUAGUUGGUAUUUAAUGGAGCACCCAAAUCUUCCAGUACUGGACGAGCCGACAAUGCUGAGGGCUAGUCGUUGGAACAUAUGACUUGUAAUUUUAUGUGGAUUUGAUAAUUACUUUACUUUUUGCAUAAAGGUUGACUCUUUGCAAAUUUUAAAAAGCGUUGACAAAGAACGGAGUGGCGUGCAUUUCGGCGCUCGGUCGUCCUCCUCCUCCUCCCUCUUCCCUAUCGCCGUUUGCCAACACACGGCCGAAGACAGAGUCAACGCCAUCCGAUAAAAAAAGGACAGAUUUUUUUAUUUUUUGCUUCAGCUACAGCUUGCAAAUUGCAAUCGCAUCGUUGCCUUGGUGUAGCUCUCGCCUUCCCAUCAGCAAGGUCUUCUUAAGCUGCUCGAUCCCCCAUUCGCCCUUUUUCUCUUCUCUAACUGCCGGAUUGCUGGUCUCGCCGUAGCCCCCCAUUCACAGGUAAUGCUUCUUUCCCCUCCCCCAUUUCAUGCAAAAAAAUAUGAUCUUUGAGAAGAAAGUCGAUUCCCUUGUGGUGAUUGUGAAGGGCUUCUGCAAUGCCAUUUGACUUUAUUCGUGUCAGCAACAGUUGGAGGAUCCAUUUACUAUUUCUUGAGUUCCGGACAUUUUCCAUGACAGCUCGCAUUGGGUUUGAGUUCUUGUUUCAACAAAAUUGACGAUGAAGAAUCAAUAGAAAGAUUCAAAAUAUAUUACAUCUGUAGCUCAUACCUCUUUCCCUGAUAAUUUAUUGUUGUUUAAUUACUGUUAUUGAGUUGCACAUUUCAGGUGCUUGUUGACGGCCUGGUGCUCUUCGCAUGACCACUUUACUCUGCCUUCUGAUAUCUUGAAUCAGGUUGAACUUGCAAGCACCAAAAAUGUGUGAAGUCAUGCCGGGACCGCUGAACCAGAUUCACAAACAUGGUCUUGAUGUGAUCUCUGAGGAUGAUAGGAGAACUAAGAUUGAAUCGCUAAAGAAGAAGGCACAUGACGCUUCCACAAAGUUCAGGUCUUUGUCAAAAAGGCGUAGGAGAAGUAGCAGGGUCAUGUCUGUCUCCAUUGAGGAUGUUCGCGAUGCUGAGGAAAUGAAAGCUGUUGAGGCCUUUAGGCAGAUUCUCAUUUUGGAAGAGAUGCUUCCUUCUAAGCAUGAUGACUAUCAUACGAUGCUCAGAUUUCUCAAGGCCAGGAAAUUUGACAUUGAGAAAACAAAGCAAAUGUGGGCAGAUAUGCUCAAUUGGAGGAAGGAAUUUGGAGCUGAUACAAUUUUAGAGGACUUUGAGUUCAAGGAACUUGAUCAAGUCUUAGAGUACUAUCCACAAGGUCAUCAUGGUGUAGAUAAAGACGGCAGACCUGUCUAUAUUGAAAGGUUGGGUCAAGUUGAUGCCAACAAGCUGAUGCAAGUCACAACGAUGGAUCGAUAUGUUAAGUACCAUGUAAAAGAGUUUGAGAGGACUUUUGCUGUCAAGUUUCCGGCUUGUUCAAUUGCAGCAAAACAACACAUUGACCAGAGCACUACCAUCAUUGAUGUUCAGGGAGUGGGUAUUAAACAAUUCAGUAAAGCAGCAAGAGAUCUUAUAGGACGUCUUCAAAAAAUUGAUGGUGACAAUUAUCCUGAGACCUUGUGCCGCAUGUUCAUCGUCAAUGCAGGCCAGGGAUUCAGACUGCUUUGGAAUACCAUAAAGUCCUUCCUAGAUCCCAAAACUACUGCUAAAAUCCAUGUUUUAGGAAACAAAUACCAGAGUAAGUUGCUAGAAGUAAUUGAUGCCAGUGAAUUGCCGGAGUUCCUUGGUGGCACUUGCAACUGUGAAGGUGGAUGCCUUCGAUCGGAUAAAGGUCCAUGGCAGGAUGCUGAAAUCUCCAAGCAUGAAUCCUUCUCUCCCGAAGCACACUUAACAGCAGAUGAUAAGUGUUCUAUUUCUCCCAGCCCCCCAAGGAGCACUAUUGAGCACCCACAGAUGUCACCUGUACGGGAAGUAGACAGUACAAAAUGUCAGAUUACUCGUGAAGAAUUCCCUGCACCGUGUUCAUAUGGCGGUUUUGAUCCAUAUGUGGACAAGGCUGUGGAUACUAACUGGAGCAAAAAGUCUGACGUCUCUAAAGGUUCUUAUGAUGUCUCUGAAAUUUACAAAGGUCCAGAUGGAUUUAGUAAUCAGAUUUUAUCUGGAGCCAUAACGAUUGUCAUGGGAAUUCUCUCCAUGGUCCGUGUUGGUCAGAACAUGACACGGAAGAUUGUUGAUGCAGAGAUCGAUAACUGUUCUGGCAAAAUGCACCAGAGACAGCUACCAGCAUCGCCUGUCUCAGCAGUUGAAUAUUCAUGUGCAUUGAGACGCCUGGGAGAGCUUGAAGAGAAGGUAACUGUUCUCAGCAAUAAGCCCACUGAGAUGCCACCUGAGAAGGAAGAGAUACUAAAUGCUGCCGUUAAGCGUGUGGAUGCUUUGGAGGUGGAGCUUGCAGCAACAAAGAAGGCUCUUGAGGAUACUCUAGAGAAACAGAAGGAGCUUCUUGCUUAUGUUGAGAAGAGAAAGAAGAAAAAGAAGUUUAAUCCAUUUUGCUGGAAGGAAAAAACUCUGGUCUACUGAAACAAAGCAUGAAUCUGAAUUAACAAGUUGUCACCAUAAACAUCCAGAGUGUACAUUAAGUGUCACUUACGUUUGCGAGACUGAUCCAAAGUUUGAGUUGAGUAUCUAAGUCAUGACCUUUACUGUAAAUCAUAUUGUAUUGUCCUAAGCAAGUAUUUUUUGCGAUGUGAAUAAUUAUAAACUAAAUACACUAUUUGCUUCUGUUUUCAAUAAAUUAUACUUGAUGAA
Molecule: messenger RNA, 2875 nt
Organism: Zingiber officinale
Lineage: Eukaryota; Viridiplantae; Streptophyta; Magnoliopsida; Zingiberales; Zingiberaceae
Product: phosphatidylinositol/phosphatidylcholine transfer protein SFH12-like
Exons: 14
Coding region: 947-2647 (566 amino acids)
Source: RefSeq, a predicted model, not a curated record